UCUUGCCAGAAUCUGCUGAAUUGGGAAAUGUUUAGUUUCCGAAGUAAUUUGUUAUCAGUUGUACUAAUUUGUUAAAAGGAUAAGAAUUAUUCCCACAGUUUAUUUGUAUUUCAACCCGGGGAGGAGGGAAAGAUUUCCAGAUUUGAGAGAACUGCAAUUGUCUGUUCAGAAUUCCUGGGUUGACAGGAAUGGCUUUUUGGAAACUCUCUCCAUCGAGCAUUGGGGAUGGAUUUACAUGUGUGAAUAAACAUAAACUGUACACAACUUCCAUAUGUGGAUCAGGCUUUGACUAAACAUCCAACCUGGAGAGGCAUGAGGACACGAGCACCCUGGAGAAACCGUGGAAAUGUGACGAUUGUGGGAAAGGAUUUAACAUUUCAUCCCGGCUGGAAAUCCUUCGACGCACUCACUCUGGGGAGAGGCCGUUCACCUGCACCGUGUGUGGGAAGGCAUUUGCUCGAUCAUCCAAUCUUUGUUCACACCAGCGAGUUCACAUUGAGGAUAAGCCAUUCAGCUGCACAACCUGUGGACAGAGCUUCAGAUCUUCAGACAUGCUCACUGAUCACGAGCGAAUUCACACAGGGCAGAAACCUUUCAGUUGUUUCGUGUGGCAAGAGAUUCUCUCAGUUGCUCACCCUCCAGUCACACCACCAUUUUCACACAAAGGAGAAUCCAUUUCGCUGCACUUCCUGCGGAAAGACAUUCAUGCAUUCAAUUGAGCUCAAACAACACCAACACACCCACACUGGUGAGAAGCCGUUCAUCUGCUCUGUGUGUGGGAGGAAAUUCUCUUGGUCAUCCCAACUGCUAACACAUCAGCAAGUUCACACUGUGGCGAGGCCAUUCCCCUGCUGUGUGUGUGGGAUGGAAUUCACUCAGUCAUCCCAUCUGCAGAGACACCAGCGAAUUCAUAAGUGACCACAUUGUUUGGAUUCUGUUGUUACUGCUGCUGUUAACCACAUCCAUGAUGAAUAAACGUGAUAUAUGUGUUUGAUAUCCUGGACAUGAUGCUGAUUUUGAGGGGUGCCCUUUUUAAAGUGUUUUCUGAAUAUUUUCCCUUAAUUCAAGAACGCUCAUCAAAAAAUUAUUUACAAUAAAAUCACAUGGUUUUACUUCAAUUCUAAAUUCCUUUUUGGUGCAGAACAUUUAAUUUGUGCCUGAUGUUUCCUCUAAUUAACACAUCUGAUGAGAAAGUGCUGAUUAAUAUGUGUUAACAACUUUUAGGGACUUGCACAUUCCAUCUAGCAGCAUCUCCAAGGUGAAACUAAAUUGUCGAGGAACAUCAAACAAUAUAGUGAAUUAUUUUACAGACACAUCAAUAAAAGCUUCAUCAAUUCACACAUAUUAAUAAAGUUUGGAAGUCGUUAAUUUCAAUCAUUUGUAACAGUAGCAGCAACAGUUUUUGAACCACAGCAAAGACUGGUCUGAGACCUGCUUCACAGGGAUAACAUCCGUCAUUGAAACUAAAAGCAAAGCCUACCUGAUGCACAACGUAAAUCCAAAAGCUAGAACACUGCAUUCCCUUGAAAGUAGCCAAUUCAUUUGUACAAAGGACAGACAGAUACUGUGCAAAUAAGCACUGGGUCAACCAUAUCACGAAAUCCAAACUGUUGUGGAAAUGGUGGAAAUCUAUGUGCAGUAUACGAUGGAAUCAAGAGGGCACUUGGUCCUACCCUCAUCAAAGUUUCCUCUGUGAAAUCGGUUGAUGGUGACGUUCUCAGUGACAGACCAAUGACCCCCUGGGCUGAACACUUAUGAGCUACACCCCCAUGAGACAGACAACCUCUCAACUCCUUGCGACAAUCUCCAGUUUCCUGUAUUGGCUGAGUUGGACAUUCAUUUCUUGAGCUGAAAUAGGCUAUCAAUUGCUGAGAAGGAUGAAAUCACAACCAAACUGUCCAAGCCCAAAAUGUCUCAUCUACCGCUGCACCUUCGUGACAACCACCUUCUCUGUUGGAAGCUGAGCAAUGAAGAGGACGUAAGGAGGCUACAAAGGGAUGUGGAUAGGUUGAAUGAGUGGGUUAAGGCCUAGAAUGGCGAUCAUUACCUGGGGGACCAGGGGAGGAAGAGCAUGCGUACAGCGCCACGGCAGCAGAACACCAGGGCGCAGAAGCAAAGGCAGUCGCCGUCAGGAGCAGGCGCAGUGUGAACGUCGGUCUCGAGAAGUGGAUCCUUUCUUUGCGUCUGUCGAAGAAAGGCUGCGGAAAAAUCCCUGUCCAGCGGAUAUUGGAAGAGAAAAUCUGCAUCAGGAAAAUCAAAACAAACCCCAUUCCUAGACAUUAGGUCUCACGAUCCAUUGGGACCUGAGGAUUUGCAAAUCUGAAGGGACUUGAUUGACCAUCUCAGCUGGAAACUAGAAGAGGCCAUUCCUGCUGUUGGAAGGGAUUGACCCAGCUGGGAAACAUGCUGACACGCCAGCGGGCUCGCAAAAGUGAAAGACUGUUCAUCUGCUCCGUGUGUGGGAAGAGCUUUAGCUGUUCAUCCAACCUGCGGGCACACCAAAUCGAUCACAUUGAAAGCCAUCUUCAACAUUCUGACUCUGGGGACAGCUUUGACUCCUCUGAGGAAAUAAUCCAAAAUCACACUGAUGAGAGGCCAUUCAGUUGCUCCCACUGUGGAAAGAGGUUUAGUCUGUCCUCCCGCCUCGGGGAGCACCAGCUCCUUCACAUUCACGAGAGACCGUUCAGUUGCUCUAAUUGUGGGGAAGUUUUCAGUGGGCCAGAGCAUCUCGCUGAGCACCAGCAAGUUCACACCAAGGAGAGGCCAUUCAGCUGUUCCCACUGUGGAAAGAGAUUCGCUCAAGCCUCCCACUGCAUUAACCACCAACUGGUUCAUUCAGCUAAGAGACCUUUUAAAUGUUCUAAAUGUGAGAAAACCUUUAAAAGAAAGAUUCAUCUUUUGAACCAUCAGACCACGCACAUCAAGGAGAGAUUGUUUUUCUGCUCUGUGUGUGAGAAGAGAUUCACUCAUCCAUUCCAUCUUCUGACACACAAACGGAUUCACACAGGGGAGAGGCCAUUCAGCUGCUCUGUGUGUGGGAAGGGAUUCACUCGGGCAUCUGACCUUUCAACACACAAACGUGUUCACACUGGGGAGAGGCCAUUUUCUUGCUCCAUAUGUGGCAAGGGAUUCACUCGUUCGACCUACCUUCUGAUGCACAAACAUGGUCACACCAAAGAGAGGCCGUUUCUGUGCUCUGUUUGUGGGAAGAAAUUCAGUCAAUAUUCUAUCCUGCUAACACACCAGCGGGUUCACACUGGAGAGAGGCCAUUCACCUGCUCUGUGUGUGGGAAGAGUUUCCCACGGAUGUGUCACCUUUUAAUACACAAGCGUGUUCACACCAGGGCAAAGCCAUAUGUUUGUGGUGUGUGCGGGAAGGGAUUUACUUACUUCCACCUCCUGCGGAAACACCGUCUUGUUCACACCAAAAAGAGGGUGUUCACCUGCUCCACAUGUGGGAGGACGUUCACUCUAUUGGCCAGAUUGAAGAUACACCAACGCAUUCAUGCUGGGGAGAAGCCAUUCACCUGCCCUGUGUGUGAAAGGAAAUUUACUCAGUUAUAUGAUCUGUUGACACACCAGCAGGUUCACAACAGGAAGAAGCUGCUCACCUGCCCUGUAUGUGGGAAGAAAUUCGCUCAGUUAUCUAAGCUCGAAUCACAUCGGCAAGUUCACACUGGGGAGAAGCCAUUCCUCUGCUCUGUGUGUGGGAAGCGUUUCCCUCGUUUGCCUUAUCUUAAAAUACAUGAGCGAGUCCAUUCUGGGCAGAGACCAUUCACCUGUCCCGUGUGUGGUCAGGGGUUUGUUUAUUCGUCCCAUCUUGUGAGACACCAGCGUAGCCACACUGGAGAACGGCCAUUCAAAUGCUCUGUGUGUGGGAAGGGAUUUACUGACUCAUCCCACCUGCACAGACACCAAAGAGUUCAUGCCAGGGAGAGUCAGCUCACUUGCUCCUUGUGCAAUCAGAGAUUUACCCGGCCAUCCAGCCUGCUGAAACACAAGCAAAUUCAUGUGUUUGAGGCAGAGCUGGAUUCUGUUCUUGCUGCUGUGAAACAGAUUAAGGACUGAACCCUUUUCCUUUUGAAUGGUAGGUUAUUUCAGUUCUCAUCCAUUCAGUUACUCUAGCUCCCAGAAUGACUCUCCUAAUGUUGGUAUUGUGGCGUCUCAUUGGAAAUUGUCCUGCUAUUUCUGGAGUCAUCACAGAAGGUCUAAGUUCAUCAACAAGUACAAUGUUCCCAAUUAUUGUCUGAAAGACCCAGACUAGCAGAAAGCAUAGACCGGCCUUCUGUACUUAACAAGAUCACCCAUUUAUUUCAAAAUAGAUUCUAACCAUAAGUAAACAGCUAUAAUCUGUGAAUAUAUAAUCUACAAGUCAAAACUCUAAAAUGUCUUUCUAAAAAGCUCCUACACUUAAAGGCAAAGGAGAAAAAGCACACAGGCAGUUGACCCAUUAUCUGUGAAGUCUCUUUGUUACUUGCAUCAACUGAUAAGGGAAAAUUAUACUUACUUUAUUCAAGCUUUUAAGUGUUUUACUGGAAAGAAAGACAUACCACUUCUGCCAUAGGUCCAAAGUCUUCGGCCAGUAUCAUUCCCACCCACAAAAUGUUCAGCUUCCCAGGUUCGCAACUCCACAAAGCAAGAAUCUCUUGUCUCCCUGGAGCCAGCUCAUCUGCCAACAAUCUUUCUCACUGUUUAAAUCUGGUUCCAAUUUAAUUCCACUCAAUGUAUUGAACAGAGACGUGCAGGUUGUUGAUACUGUUAAGCUGCUAGUUUACUCCCAUAUUGCUCUAUGUUUUGUCUGUAGUAGGCAAUGUCUGAACUUUUGUCUCAUGGAACCUUCACUGUUCUGAAAUGUGAGUGGAUGUUAAUGAGGCUCGCAUCCUAUGUCUAGAGUUGUAGAAAUGCAAAGUAGUGAAAUUAUCCCAAAUUGUUUCAAAUCUUAUAUCUGACUUGGACUGCUUGAAGUUCUGGUGGUUAUAUUGUGGAAAAGGUACAGAGAACCACUCAAGUAUAUAGAGAAGAUUGAGAAGGAUGACCCUGGAAAUGUAUGCAUACACAGAUCAGGAAAGGAUUGAUUGAAGAGUUGGGUCACUUUUCUCUUAAGAAACGAAAGCUGAAGGGGUGAUCUAGAAUUAGAAUAAAGGUUUUGUCAAAGAGGGUGCAGGGAGAAUCCCUCCUGUUUUGAAGGAGAGUAUAAUGAGAGACCAUCGAUAUAAAAUGAUCACCAAGAAGUUCCAUGGAGAAUUAAGAAGAAACAUUUUGCUGCAGAGAGUGGAGAAUGUGAAGCUGACUACCACAGAGUAGUUAAAUAGUUUAGAUGUGUUUGAGGAGAAGCUGGAUAAGCACAAGAGGAGAAAAGAGAAUAGAAGUUACAAAUGGUAGAUUUAGAUGAGGAAAGAAGAGUGGAUCUUAUGCACUAUCGUGAACAGGUUGGACCAGAUAUAUCCUAUGUAACUGAGCUCUAAAUGCAAACAGUGUUACUUCUAUUUGUGUCUGGAAGCUGCAUGACAGUAAAUGGAAAAUGAACACCAAACUCAAUCAGGACUCUGUCCUUCCCACCCUACUGUCUGGAGCAGAGUCCUGCUAAAGGGCCACAUCAAAUCUCUGGAACACUUCCACCAAAGACAGCUGAGGACCAUCAUGAGAAUUUGAUGGCAAAAUUAUAAACAAUGAGGUUCUCCAUUGUGCUGGAUUCACUGCAUAGCCAAUUACAGCUUUCCCAAGCAGUCAUUCAAAAGGUAACAGACUUGGAGUAAAAUACAUCAGGGAGGUCAGUACAAACAAUAUAACUGUGCAGAGGUUUCCCUAGUACCACUUUCAACAACAUGAACUGUCAUCUCUGUGGAUGUUCGGGCUGAUUUCACAGAGAGCUCUUCAAUCGUGAGGGCACCUACAAAAGAUGACAAAAUCAUUUGGAUGAAUUCCAACAGUAAGGAAUCUACUCUCCUGUUCUCCAUGUUGGGUAACUAUCCUCUAUCUAUUAUUGCAGUGCUGUUAAUAAAAUCAUUAAAGUG
This is a messenger RNA of Stegostoma tigrinum, 6014 nucleotides long. RefSeq names its product zinc finger protein OZF-like. NCBI's taxonomy places the organism in Eukaryota, Metazoa, Chordata, Chondrichthyes, Orectolobiformes, Stegostomatidae. The record is from RefSeq and is a predicted model, not a curated record. The transcript has 3 exons. Gene Ontology annotation, cellular component: nucleus. The coding region runs from base 2404 to 4068 and encodes 554 amino acids.